This is a messenger RNA of Echinops telfairi (small Madagascar hedgehog), 1779 nucleotides long. It is a transcript of the gene ATG16L1, whose product is annotated as autophagy related 16 like 1. The record is from RefSeq and is a predicted model, not a curated record. The transcript has 16 exons. Gene Ontology annotation, molecular function: protein binding. Gene Ontology annotation, biological process: autophagosome assembly; negative stranded viral RNA replication. Gene Ontology annotation, cellular component: autophagosome membrane. Lineage: Eukaryota; Metazoa; Chordata; Mammalia; Afrosoricida; Tenrecidae.
AGUUGUUGGAAAAGUCCGAUCUGCACUCCGUGUUGGUCCAUAAACUGCAAGGUGAAAAGCAUGACGUGGUGCCAAACAGGCAUGAGAUCAGCCCCGCCCCUGACGGUGCCUGGAACGACGGUCAGCUCCAGGAGAUGGCGCUCCUGCGCAUCAAGCACCAGGAGGAGCUGACGGAGCUGCACAAGAAGCGCGGGGAGCUGGCCCAGUUGGUGAUUGACCUGAAUAACCAGAUGCAGCAGAAGGACCGCGAGAUGCAGGCCAACGAGGCCAGAAUUGCAGAGUGCCUGCAGGCCAUCUCUGACCUGGAGGCAGAGUGCAUGGACCUGCGCGGUCAGCUGCAGGACCUGGAGCGGGCCAACCAGACCCUGAAGGACGAGUACGACGCGCUGCAGAUCACCUUCACCGCCGUGGAGGAGAAGCUGCGCAAGACCUCAGAGGAGAACCAGGAGCUGGUCACCCGCUGGAUGGCCGAGAAGGCCCAGGAAGCCAACCGCCUCAACGCUGAGAACGAGAAGGACUCCAGGAGGCGGCAAGCCCGGCUGCAGAAAGAGCUGGCGGAAGCGGCCAAGGAGCCUCUGCCUGUGGAACAGUAAGUGGGUGGGCGGGACCCUGCACCUCACCCCAUGGGCCCCUCGAACCUUUCCCUCAUAGCUUCUUGUCUGCUUUGACGACUCUCGCAGCCUGCUGGAGGCCUUCUGGAUUCUAUCACUAAUAUCUUUGGGCGGCGCUCCAUCUCCUCCCCUCCCGUGCCCCAAGAUGGUGUGGAUGUGCACCCCAGCUCCAGCAAAGACGUGAGGGUGCCCACCACCGCGCUGUGCAUCUUUGAUGCCCACGACGGGGAGGUAAACGCCGUGCAGUUCAGCCCCGGCUCCCGGAUGCUGGCCACUGGUGGCAUGGACCGCAGGGUCAAACUCUGGGAAGUGUUCUCAGACAAAUGCGAGCUCCAGGGCUCCCUGUCUGGCAGCAAUGCCGGGAUCACGAGCAUCGAGUUCGACAGUGCCGGAUCUUACCUCUUAGCAGCGUCCAAUGAUUUUGCCAGCAGGAUCUGGACGGUGGAUGACUACCGGUUGCGGCACACACUCACGGGACACAGCGGGAAGGUGCUGUCAGCCAAGUUCCUGCUGGACAACGCACGUAUCGUCUCGGGAAGCCAUGACCGGACCCUCAAGCUCUGGGACCUCCGCAGCAAAGUCUGCAUAAAGACGGUGUUUGCCGGAUCCAGUUGCAAUGAUAUUGUCUGCACUGAGCAGUGUGUGAUGAGUGGGCAUUUUGACAAGAAAAUCCGCUUCUGGGACAUCCGGUCCGAGAGCAUCAUCCGAGAGAUGGAGCUGCUGGGGAAGGUGACCGCCCUGGACUUGAACCCGGAACGCACUGAGCUCCUCACUUGCUCCCGGGAUGACCUGCUGAAGAUCAUCGAUCUGCGGAAGAACACCGUCCGGCAGUCCUUCAGCGCCCCUGGCUUCAAGUGCAGCUCUGACUGGACCAGGGCCGUGUUCAGCCCUGACGGCAGCUUUGUGACAGCAGGCUCUGCCGAGGGUGCACUCUAUGUGUGGAGGGUGCUCACAGGCAAGGUGGAGAAGGUCCUGGCGAAGCAGCACAGCGCCGCCAUCAACGCUGUGGCCUGGUCCCCCUCGGGCUCGCAGGUGGUCAGUGUGGACAAAGGAAGCAAAGCUGUGCUGUGGUCGGAGUACUGAGGGGCUCCACGGACCCUUCUCCGAGGAGAGGAGCAGACUGCCACAGCAGCGCCGCGUGGCCCGGCCCGGUGCCUUACCCUGCUGA